GUGGACCGGGCGCCAAACGAAGGUAUUCCUCCCCCUCUCCUCUGUCUCGUUCUCUACCUCCUUUCCCCUCCUUUCUUUCUUCUUCAGUGGCCUCCAGGUCUGUCUCUUCUUCCUCCAAUUCCACAACCUCCACUUGAGCAACUCACCACACCUCAACAUGGUCGCCAUCAAGAUCGAGAGCCCUCAGGGCAGCCGUGAGAGCACUCCCAAGGUCAAGAAGGAAGACUUGCCGGCGAAGGCAUCUCCCUCCAACGUGGACUACAGCAAGUACAGGAUCAUCGAACGCGGCAUCAACUCCCAGGGCAAUCGCUGGGACACUCGCGAGUACAAGCUCAAAGACGGCUCGCUGGCCUACGGCUAUCACUACUCAAAUCAAGAUUCAUCGUAUUUCUAUUCGCACCCUGACGGCGCUACGUACUACAACAACGGAAAAGGUGGCGCGCGCUACACCAAAGCCGACGGAUCAGGCUGGGAAAAGCAGAUGUUCACGGCCCACGACAAGCCCGACAUGAUCAACAGGAUUGCCAGGGAGCGUCAAGCGCACACUCCUCCUUCGACAGCCGCGACCUACGGUGGUGGCUUGGACGACCUGAGCGAAGGGUUCCAGCGCAUGAGUGUUGCAGCUGAGGAGAGAAGCGGCCGUGCUGGUGAGCGUGCAUCAAGCGGCUCUCCCGCCACCCCUCUCACUUCUCACGGUACGGGGGCCAAUCGCUUGCGCCGCGAGGUCGACGAGCGCACUGGAUACACCAUCCCCGAGCAGCACGAUCGCUACGCUCACGUCGAAGAUGAUGUUGAGGGGUCGGACUUUGUGUACGUGAGGGCGGAUACCGGUGACGAGUACGGCCAUCAGGAGUACUAUGGGGACCAUGAUGACUGCGACGGGUACUACUACGAAUACUAGAAACACAGCACGGGCUGCUUCGGUGGAAAUGGGUACAGGAGUUUGAGGCAGAGCGUUUACAUGCUAGCGGAGCUUGAUUAGCCAUCCGGCGCAAGUAAUGUGGCCUUGAUUCUUUACCAAACGCUGGCCCGGCGGAUACGCUUUGUUUUACUCCACCCACCUGCCUGUUUUGGCGUGUCUCUCGAACAUGUAGUGCGAGCGCACACCCUCUCCUGCACCAUCG
Messenger RNA from Neohortaea acidophila, 1124 nucleotides. RefSeq lists its product as uncharacterized. The record is from RefSeq and is a predicted model, not a curated record. The transcript is spliced from 3 exons. Bases 158 to 901 code for a protein of 247 amino acids. NCBI's taxonomy places the organism in Eukaryota, Fungi, Ascomycota, Dothideomycetes, Mycosphaerellales, Teratosphaeriaceae.